UAUAAAAAUAGGAGUAGCCAUAUUAUUUGGUUUGUAUCAUCUCUCCUUUUGGUUGUUUGCUUUAUUCCCUAUUUUUGGUCUGUGUGUGAAAGAUUCAUACAUAUAUAUAUUGUUAGCCUCUAAAAAUGGGAGAUAAAAGCAAGAUUUUGUUUGUUGGAGGCACUGGCUAUAUUGGUAAGUUCAUUGUGGAGGCAAGUGCUAAGGCUGGAAAUCCAACCUAUCUUCUUGUUAGAGAGUCCACUCUUUCUGAUCCAGCCAAAUCUGACCUCCUCAACAAGUUCAAGAGCUUGGGAGUCUUUUUUGCCAUUGGUGAUUUGUAUGAUCAUGAAAGUCUAGUUAAGGCUAUAAAAGAGGUGGAUGUGGUGAUUUCCACCGUUGGUGCUGGUCAAUUGGCCGAUCAAGUUAAGCUCAUUGAUGCCAUCAAAGAGGCUGGCAAUGUUAAGAGAUUUCUGCCAUCGGAAUUUGGAAAUGAUGUGGAUCGUAGUAAUGCUGUGGAGCCAGCAAAAUCAGUAUUUGGUAUAAAGGUUGGAAUCCGUCGGGCUACAGAGGCAGCAGGAAUUCCCUACACUUAUGUUUCUUCCAACUUCUUUGAUGGCUACUUCCUUCCUUCCUUGUCUCAACCAGGAGCUACCUCUCCCCCAAGAGAUAAAAUUGUUAUCUUAGGGGAUGGAACUGCACAAUCAAUAUUCAACAAGGAAGAUGACAUUGGAGCUUAUACAAUCAAAGCUGUGGAUGAUCCAAGAACUUUGAACAAGACCCUUUACAUUAGACCAGCUGGUAACAUCUACUCUUUCAAUGAUCUCGUUGCUCUUUGGGAGAAAAAAAUUGGAAAAUCUGUUGAGAAAAUCUAUGUUCCUGAGGAACAAGUCUUGAAGAACAUCGAAGAGGCUCCACUUCCUUUGAAUGUGAUAUUAGCAAUUUCUCACUCAGCAUUUGUGAAGGGAGAUCAUACUAACUUUGAAAUUGAAGCAUCAUUUGGAGUGGAAGCUACAAAAUUGUAUCCAGAAGUUAAAUAUACCAGUGUGGAUGAAUAUCUUGAUCAGUUUGUUUAGAGAUUGUGGAGGAAAAAUAAGAAUAAAGUCUUGUGUGCUAGUGUUUAAAUUGAACAUUAAGGAAGGGAAAUAAAGGGUUUCAAAGUUGACAUGGGGAAAUUGAAAAUUGGUUACAAUGUUAGUAGUAGUAGUUUCAUAAAACAUUGUUGUUUCAUGUUGUUGUAUUUUCUGAUUUUCGUAAUGUAUUGCUAUGUAUUUUCUUCA
Messenger RNA from Cucumis melo (muskmelon), 1256 nucleotides. Its product is annotated as phenylcoumaran benzylic ether reductase Pyrc5-like. Gene Ontology annotation, molecular function: oxidoreductase activity. Lineage: Eukaryota; Viridiplantae; Streptophyta; Magnoliopsida; Cucurbitales; Cucurbitaceae. The record is from RefSeq and is a predicted model, not a curated record. The transcript is spliced from 5 exons. Bases 126 to 1052 code for a protein of 308 amino acids.